AGCAGGCCCAAAGUUCUUAGUAAACUACAGCCAGGGAGACUCGGACUAGACCGGAGGUAAAAGGUGUUGGUACAGAGCAGGUCUGAUUCUAAGCCUUUUGGGGGCUGAGUUUUUGUGUUUGUUUUGUUGUUAACUUGCUAAAUUUAGAGAUGUAUUACACUGGUCAUGUAAAGAGCAGAGCAGCACCAGCAUCAAAAUAGUGCCAGGCAGUUUUGAAUGCCACAGUAUCUAUAUUUUUAUUCAAGAAGAUAAAGAGCCCAGCAUAGAUUCUGUCCUCAUCUUUACCCAACUGCAAAGUCAAAAGUUAAGAAACAGCAUCUCAGGGCACUUUUUUAGGUGGGAAGGAAUCCAGAGGAUGGCUCUGAAUGACUGUUUGCUUCUGAACUUGGAAGUGGACCAUUUCGUGCACUGCAAUAUUUCUAAUCAUAGUGUGGAGCUCCCCAUGAAUGACGACUGGUUCCACCCCGGGAUCCUCUAUGUCAUCCCUGCAAUUUAUGGAGUCAUCAUUCUGAUAGGCCUCGUUGGCAACAUCACCCUGAUCAAGAUCUUCUGUACUGUGAAGUCCAUGCGAAACGUGCCGAACCUGUUCAUCUCCAGCCUGGCUUUGGGAGACCUGCUCCUCCUGGUAACCUGUGCGCCCGUGGAUGCCAGCAGGUACCUGGCUGACAAAUGGCUGUUUGGCAGGAUUGGCUGCAAACUGAUCCCCUUUAUCCAGCUUACUUCGGUAGGGGUGUCUGUCUUCACACUCACGGCCCUCUCGGCAGACAGGUACAAAGCCAUCGUGCGGCCAAUGGAUAUCCAGGCCUCCCACGCCCUGCUGAAAAUCUGCCUCAAAGCCGCACUGAUCUGGAUUGUCUCCAUGCUGCUGGCCAUCCCAGAGGCCGUGUUUUCUGACCUACAUCCCUUCCAUGAGGAAAGCACCAACCGGACCUUCAUUAGCUGUGCCCCAUACCCACACUCUAAUGAGCUGCACCCCAAAAUCCACUCCAUGGCUUCCUUCCUGGUCUUCUACAUCAUCCCACUGUCGAUCAUCUCUGUUUACUACUAUUUCAUCGCCAGAAAUCUGAUCCAGAGUGCCUACAAUCUCCCCGUGGAAGGGAAUAUACAUGUCAAGAAGCAGAUCGAAUCCAGGAAGCGCCUGGCCAAGACAGUGCUGGUGUUCGUGGGCCUCUUUGCCUUCUGCUGGCUCCCCAACCAUAUCAUCUACCUGUACCGCUCCUACCACUACUCCGAGGUGGACACCUCCAUGCUCCACUUCAUCACCAGCAUCUGCGCCCGCCUUCUGGCCUUCACCAACUCCUGCGUGAACCCUUUUGCCCUCUACCUGCUGAGCAAGAGUUUCAGGAAGCAGUUCAACACCCAGCUCUUCUGCUGCCGGCCUGGCCUGAUGAGCCGGUCUCACAGUGCCGGCAGAAGUACCAGCUGCAUGACUUCCUUCAAGAGCACCAACCCCUCCGCCGCCACCUUCAGCCUCAUCAAUGGAAACAUCUGUCAUGAGGGGUACGUCUAGACUCACCCUUGACCCUGCCCCCCUGGUUUUGUUUUAUGGCUGGUAAGGAGCCCUUGUGUUGCUGGUUGUCUCUAUACCCUCCGAAGACCUUUUGGCAGGCUUGUGAGUGAUCUGGGUGGGUAGAGGAGAGGCCCAAAUGGGUCACUUGGAAGGCCUAUCAUGGCUUGCAUUUUCCAUUUCAACUUGUGGACGCUGCUUCAGAGGUAGAACAAACUUUCCCUUUUUAAGAAAAGGGAACAAAUAGGAAAUCUUUAUUUUAAGCAUUAAACCCGGAUAUACAGAUGUGCUCAACUAAGUCAGAGAAACUGCCUGAGCAACCAGGUUUAUAUAGCAGAGAAGUUGCACACUGACUGCUUUCUGAAAAACUGCCCCUUGCCAUUUCCUUAAGCAGAAGCUAGUGCUUAUGAAUGUGAUUUGAGUCACUUUUCAGGAAUAUUUAUAAUCACAAACCAAGGGACUUAUUUUUACACUUGUAAUGGGAAAAGCCAACCCUCGGAGAGUCCCAUGUAUAAAGGACAGUCCCCAAAUUGAUAACACUGGAAGCCAAUUUCAAACAAAUCCCUGAGUUUCGAUUGUUUUUAAAAGACAUAGCUGAGGAUAUAGGAAAAACACUCACCACAUCAUUUUAAGGCAAAAACACAACCACACACACUGACACAUAUAUCAAGAUCCACGUGUGCCUGUGGAGUGACAGCGUAAGUCAGUGCAGGUCCUUUUUGCUAUUACCCAGUUAUAAUCAUCCAUGGUGCCAUUACCAUAUUAGAGAAAUCCUUUGGCCGGGGGGUGGGUGGGAUUGAUUAUGUUAUUUAUUCAUCAAAAAUUUAUAAAGAUGCAUAAUAAGUAUUUAUUUUAGGCAUAUAGGUUUUCAGCCAACUGUAUUGACGUCUAUUUGGCUGUCCUUGUCUGCUACGCUGAAGAAUGUGAGACGAAAAGGAUCAUAUUGGAGUGGAAAUAGAAACAUGUUUACAUUUAAUGUCUGCUUUAGGUAAAGUCUGUGGCAGGAAAUGAAUUCAAUGUCAGUAAUAUAUGUUUCAGUCUCAGUAUGUGUGAGAAAGUUGUAGGGGUCUCAGGUUUAAGAACUAACUGAAAGACAGAUAUAUAUACAUUAAGUUUCUACUUAUGAAGAGUAUUUAUAAAACAGCCCAUGUACAGGAAAAUACUGGAUUUAAAUCUCCUUUGUUUUCCAACUGAGUAAAAGGAUUUGACUCUCUUACUUUAGAAACCCUGAAUCAACUUUUUCUUUACUCAAGGAUAGGCCAAUUCUGCUAGGUUGCAAAUGUGUUAACCCACUUUCAGAUAAAUCCAAAUUCUGCAAAUGUGACCUCAUGUGUAGCCCUCACACACUAAGACAGUUUUAGUUCCGUUUUUCUCUAUCCAGGUGAGAUAGAAGAGCCAGCUCUCUUUUCCACAUGGCGUAUUUCAUGAGAUUUUUGUUUCAGCUUAGGAGUUGGGACCAAGACUGUUGUCAAGAUCUGUGCCUAUAAUUGUGUUAGCUGGAAUGAACCUCUGCACUUCUGUCUGCCACAUGCACUUAUAUAGUGUACACACCUGCUUUCCUGGCACUCCAUAUUACAUGGGGCCAUUUGAAAAGAAGACAGGUAGUGUAGCUGAAAGAACCAAGAUUUUUAGCUUGAUGUCCCAGCCCUGUCUCUAGUCAUAUAUGUGUGUGUGUGUAUAUAUAGAUAUGAGUAUCAUUUUUUAAAAUCUCUAGAAUGAGAAGACAGUUCCACCUAUUGCUAAGAUCCUCUGAGCCCCAUCAUCUCUAGGUCUGUCUCUAAAGCAUGUAUGUAACCACCUGCCCGCAUUUGUCCCGCCUCUGCCACCUUUGCAACAAUUCCUCUUGAGAAAUCCAAUCCUACGCCAUUCUACACGCAUGUUCACAUUAGUGGAGUGGAAGGAGAUAGAGAAUUCCAUCGCUUGGAAUAAUUUGUAUGAAUGAUGUCCCGUUAGCUUGCUGUAUCUUGUAAUUAGAGCUGAAAGAGACAGUAGAAAACACAUUACUCGAUCUCCUCAUUGUGCAAAGAGUACUCUUCCUGUUCACAGUUCUUCACCCUCCAUGCACCUGUUAUCUUGAACUGCUGCUCACAGUUUUACCCUUAGCUUUCUUCAAAACUCUUGAGUCUAAGUGACUCCAUACCUAGUUAGUUGUUAAAGUGUCUGUUUUCCUAGCAUGACUUGUUCAAGCAUCUCUGAUCUACUUGCUUCCAAAGAUGUUUUGGGAGUAGGACUUAUCUUAAUGCCUCCAGUUAACAUCAUAGGCAUAGACUUUGGCCUCCUUUCUAGCUUCUGAAUAAACAGAAGAUUGAUAUCUAGCUCUAGCUAUGUGUUCUUAGGCAAAUCUUAUCACCUCUUUGAGACUCUUGAAUGAAAAGGUUGGAGGAGGUCUUUGCCAGCCAGUGACCUAUAGGACUGGUCACAUUAUUUUGUGAAUCAACUGAUUGACCCCAGCCUUCUCAGUGGAAUGAACUUAGCCAGGCCCUUCUCUAGAGAAGUCAAAUUUUUAUUUUACCUCCAGAACGUAAAAUCACAGUGUGAGACACCCAAGCCCCCAUGUGGUAUCACGUCUGUGUUAGGGUUAAGCAUGGCAGGGGCUGGAGCUAAGACAUUUCAUGCCUGGCUUCCAAAGAUAAUCACGUUUAGCACUAUGUCUUUGGUGAGGAGGGAAAAAAUCAAUUUUGGCUGUGGAAAACCAUCUGUGUUUAUUCAAUUGACAGACACUACCUUUCAAUCUAUCUUAAAUUGAGCCUCCCCUAGGCAGGCAGCUCAACAGUGAUAGAUUAACCAAUAAACAAAGCAAUCUUCCCACCAAGGGCUGCUGCAGGCAGGGAUUUUCCAGAGCAAGAUGGCCCUCCCUGCCCUGCGCAGACAAGGCCCUGCCUUGUCGUUGACAUGAUGAUUCCCCAUAAAUGUGGAUGGCCAAAUCCUCUUCUUCUAGCUGCCCUCAUGCUCCCCCACUGAACAUGAUCUUCUGCCUCAUUAACAAGCCCUGGAUUUCCCUGCUUUGCUCCACAGUUUGGUUUCCUCUAGAAGGAUGGAGAAACCUUGGAUAAACAAACAGUUUAGAGACUCCUUCGCACAAACCAAGUUCAGCUUGUUAUGAAAAUAUACAUUGAAUAGAAAUAAAUGAACUUACCCACAGGGCCCACUUAAGUUAAAAGUCUUCAUUUGUGCCCAAAGUGGCAGCCAGUUAUUGCUUUUGGAAUCUAUUCAUGUGCCAAGUAGCUUUUGAUAAUAGUGAUUAGCUUUGUUUGGGGACUACAAGAAUGACAUCCUCAAUCUAUGGACUGCUAAAUCAAGAUAGCUAAAUCAUUUUUCCCAGGAGCCAGGUAGAAACAAUGAUCUGGUGAUCUGACUGUAUAAGAGUGGUAUAAUUGUACAAACUCUGUUGUGAUUAGAUGGGGAGGUACAAACUUUCUUGCCAUUUGUGACCUUCACACCCACACCAGGAAGGAGCUGUUAUCACAGAGUAGUUUAGAAUUAACCCUGGGUUGUUGGGCAGAAUGAAACACAUUUGGCCCAUUUGUCUAAUAUUUGACUGAAUUUUCAUAAAAUGGAUUAACAGAUGAAAACAAAGGAAUUAGUCACUCCCCUGGGACCAAACUUUGUGUGAGCUAGUCAAUGAAACCAAGCCCUAACAAACUCUACUUCAUUCUGAAUCUAGAUGGUUAUUUCUCUGAGCCCCCACCUCAACAACCACCUCCUGCCCCACAGGCCCAACACAAACACAGUCGUCAUAUCAAGCAAUCUCUUACCAUGAUUUUGGCCUUCAAAAACACCCAUUUUUAGGUGAGGGCUAAGCAUCAACUCCAGCAGUCAACAGAUUGCACACUGAGAACAAGCUUUUCUCAUGUGAAAGUUGACAUCAGAAAUGCAUUUGGUGGAAUUUAUCUAAAUUUCUAAAAAGUUUCAGAAAUCCUCAGUUGAAGUAUUACAUAUCCACAAUUAAUUAAAAAAAGGCUUUACAGUGACCUGGUGUUCAUGGUCUGUAAAGCACUUUUAUACUCAUUGACUCAUCUUAUCCAAGCCUUUGUUGCUGGCCAGAGAGCUGCUGUACAUCCUUUCCUGUGGAAACUUGUAAAGGACAUUGACUAGUGACCGUCCACUAUUAGAUUAAAAGGCCUAGGGAACUAUGAGGCUGAAGCAUGAACCUGGCUAUUGGACCACACUGAUGUUCAGAAAGGUGAUUUCAUGUGGUUUGAUGUAAUGUGAUCUCAUUCAUUCUCAUGGCCCGUUCUGUGCCUAUUGAAGAACAGCUGAUCAUUGCCACCCAUUUUACAGGACAGUCUCUUGCCCAAGUGAAUCUAUUUAACUUGGCACAAGGGAGUGAGUGGUUUCAUCACUGGUUGCCUCAAGAGAGGCAUACUACUUGGAACAGCAUUCUCCAUCUGAAUGGAGUUCUGCCAUUCUAGAAGUGCUGGAAGGAAGGGGCUCAACUUCCCCGGGCCCCAAGGAUGUGUCACAUGCAGUGCUGAGCACAUUGCUGUUC
This is a messenger RNA of Bubalus bubalis (water buffalo), 5996 nucleotides long. It is a transcript of the gene GRPR, whose product is annotated as gastrin releasing peptide receptor. Bases 356 to 1510 code for a protein of 384 amino acids. Lineage: Eukaryota; Metazoa; Chordata; Mammalia; Artiodactyla; Bovidae. The transcript is spliced from 3 exons. Gene Ontology annotation, cellular component: membrane. The record is from RefSeq and is a predicted model, not a curated record. Gene Ontology annotation, biological process: G protein-coupled receptor signaling pathway. Gene Ontology annotation, molecular function: G protein-coupled peptide receptor activity.